Suillus clintonianus is the source of this 3358-nucleotide messenger RNA. RefSeq lists its product as uncharacterized. Gene Ontology annotation, biological process: cell surface receptor signaling pathway. NCBI's taxonomy places the organism in Eukaryota, Fungi, Basidiomycota, Agaricomycetes, Boletales, Suillaceae. The coding region runs from base 278 to 3133 and encodes 951 amino acids. The transcript is spliced from 8 exons. The record is from RefSeq and is a predicted model, not a curated record. Gene Ontology annotation, molecular function: protein binding.
CAACCGUGACUACAAUCUCUAGGUCUCUCUAGGUCAGACACUGUUCAACGCUUCUAUCUGUUGCUGUUAUGGUUAACAGCUACAGAUGGCUAUGCAGCAUUUAGUAGCAUUAAUAUUGCGUCGUUCCAAAUAAUCGAACGACGUCUGCAUGUCGCAAAAAGGCGCUUGUUCCUUCUGUGUUUGGGUGAUAGACACCGCACUCUCUCACACGAGUGAUUCAAAGCAGGCGGAGGCGCGCAUUCAGCCGUUAUAACCCUCCUCCACAUUGACACGGGCAAUGUCGCCCAAUGGCAAGCCGAAAGUUAUGAUAAGGUCUAAAAACCCGGAGAACAAUCCAAAUGCACCUGAAACCAAGGAGUUCAAGGACGACAACGUGAUCCAUUUGCUAGGCGUCACUAUAUCGGCCAUCAACGCUACCAAAGACCUUGUUCCUAUCGAUCUAGCGAAAGGUAUCCUUGGAACGAUUGCAAACAUUCUGACUAUUGCACAGUCAGUGAUCAAGAACCAGUCCGAUUUCCAGGCGAUAGUCGAAAAGUGCGAGACUAUCAGGGAAAUCCUGGAAAGAGCGACCAAGGAUGCUACCAACAACGAUCUGCGAGGAUACUUAGGGCAUGCUUUAUCCCAACUGAACAAAUCGGUAAAUCGAAUUAAUAGUGAAGUAGCCUCAAAGAAGGAGCAAGGAUUUUGGCACAAACUCAUCUCUGUCACAAUUGAUCGCGACCGAAUUGCUGGGUGGGAAAAAGACUUAGAUCGCGUGCUCCUACUCUUCAAUACUGAAGGAAUCGCUGGCAUCGCGAGCAGAGUGGAGAAGCUGGCUCUGGGACUCGAGAGCAGCAUUAAUAUCUCUAGUGUCAUAAAGUAUCGCCCAACUGAGACUCCAUCACGGCCUGCCAUGAUGUAUGGCCGUGAUGAUCUUGUGGCAGAGUUGACGAACCUUGUCGUCAAUGAUGAGCAUAUUGCAUUGAUCGGUCCGGGAGGCAUGGGAAAGAGUUCUCUUGCCAAAGCCAUCCUUAACGAACCGCUCGUCACGGAGAAAUUCGCUGAUAGGCGCUUCUUCGUGACUUACGAUGGCCUCGAUCCUUCAGCCAUCACUUUUCAAACCUUUAUGACUCGUUUUGCGGGAGCACUUGGCAUAGAGCUUUCCAGUGCUGAUCCUGUGCGCCAGAUCUCUACCUUUCUUCGGUUCGCCAGCGCCCUUGUCGUCCUUGAUAAUGCUGAGACCUUCGAAGAGGCCAGUGCAUCGUCGGCGCUCGUAGACAUACCACCAGCCAUUGCUGAAAUUGCAGGCAUCCCUGGCGUCAUUCUGAUCCUCACGUCACGCAGUCGAAGGAAUGCACCGAACGUGCUAUGGACAACAAAGGACAUUCCGCCACUGGACUUGAACUCUGCUCAAGCAGUAUUCUUUCGAAUUUAUCGUCGCGCCAGUCGCAGCGAUGCUGGGGUAGAAGUCAAGGACCUGCUCAAGGAAUUGGAUUUUCACCCCCUUUCCAUUAAUUUACUUGCAAAUACUGCGCAGCAAAAUGACUGGUCUCCAGCCACACUGCUGAAGAGAUGGAACAAUCGACACAGUGCUGUGCUUGACCCUGGCAAGGGAAAGCUCCAAAGCUUGUCAGACACCAUGCAGCUGUCACUCAGCUCGCCAUCCAUCCAAGAUCUUGGCGAUGAUGGUCGUCGUGCUUUAGCGAUCAUCGCUUUCUUGCCCCAGGGUCUCAACGACGAUCUGGCUAGCGAUUUGUUACCAUCGCUCCAGCAAGUCGACGCUAUAUGUGACGUCCUAUGCAUGCAAUCGCUGGUCUAUCGUCAAGACAAGUUCAUCAAGAUGCUUGCACCCAUUCGGCAUUAUAUGCGAGAUUCGUUGCCCCCACCUGACUCUACUUGUAUGCGAGAGAUACGCACCUUCUACCAUUACACCCUCGACUGCUGUUCAGACAAACGCGAUCAAUAUACUGAUAUCAUUAUGUCGGAUCACCUUAAUAUCGAGCACGUAGUUGCUCUCGACCUUGCACAUGGCCCAGAUGACACGGAAAAGAUUUAUGCCAUUUGCGGGAAGUUUUUGUGGUGCUUGACGAUUCAUCUACCUCGUCCAACUACCCUCACCCCAACUAUUUUCAACAUCGUCGAGAACUCCUCCACAUGGACGCCAAAAGCGCACUGCUUGUGGCAUCUUGGCUGUCUCUACUCAGCUGUUUCUCAGCUCACUGAAGGGAUGAAGGCCUUCAAAGCUGCUGGGGCACUCUAUCUUACCACCGGCGCCUAUAGACUUGCGGUAGACUGUGUUUUUGAAUGCGCAGAAACAUACAGAUGUCAAGGCCGCUUCAUUCAAUUACGACAGGUCCUAGAGGACUUCCAACACUCUGAUUCGUGGAAGUAUCUCGACGAAACAGCGAAAGCCGAAGCUUGGCAUCACUUGAAGUCCAUGGACGAUCGUUUCAUCGGCUUGGAGUCUAAAACUUGGCACAGGGGCGCUAAAAUGUAUUACGGAGGAGACAUUGUUCAGGUCAAGGCGCACCUCGAAGACAUCCUCCUGCAAUGCACGCACACCGAAGUGUUUUGCAGCUGCAAUAGCGCACUUCGCCUGCUUGCAGAAGGGGCAUUGUGCGAAGGCAGAUUAUCCGAUGCGAUGGAUAUCCUUCAGAAGAACAUAGAUAUGACCGGCGGACCACUGUCUGCCCUUUGGUAUGGCACCUGGAAAGGUGUUGUUGCGAGCAGGCAAGGAGAUUACGACCUUGCGAGGGAGUUCAUUCGCAAAGCCUCGGGACUACUCGAAUGCUGGGAGCUGCGGAAUACAUAUGAAUUUCUGCACAGAUCUUAUGGCUCUGCGCGCAUCGAGCUCGCCGCAGGCGAGUACGACAUCGCGGAGUCUCAUUUCACCGCCACGGUUGAAGGUUGCGAUAUGCAAGACCACCUGCUUUAUAAGGCGUUCAGUAUCCGUGGGCUGGGGGAGAUUGCAUUUGCACGUGGUAACUUCGCUUUAGCUGCAGAGCGCUUUGCAGAGACGCAAUCUCUGUGCAUUGAGAUGGGAAUUCCUCCCGGAAAAAUUUACAGCUGCUUCCCAUUUUCUGUUCUGCUGGAAAAUUUUGAAGGGUGGGCGUCGUUCUUGGAGGGGCGGUCACCGUUUACCAAUGUUACGUAGAUCGUGUACGAUAGACUGCAGUCGCAUCUCGUACGAUUGUUCGAGCAGUAUUAUCAUAAUCACGGUAUUCCUGACCAGCCAGUGAUGAGACAAAUACCAGAAUUGUAGCAUGAAAGGCCUUAAGAUAGACCUCGGUCCUGCUACAAGGCACGUUUGAUCGCGCGAGCUUCUUCUCGCACUGACAAAAUAUUUGAAAGGUGCCACGGCAUUGUUUGAGAAGGUAUU